AAAAAAAAAAAAAAGAAGAAGCAGAGAGUUAGAAGUUAAGUGGAAAUAUCAAGGAGCGAGGCGAGAGAACAUAGCACGCAAACAAUAUCGUAUCUAACGAGAGCCAACCGUUCGACGGUAAAAAAACAUAAACGGCAUACGUGGCCGAGGUAUGGGGUUGGGAACCACCACCACUGUUCCUAUGAACAUUCUUCCUCAAUUCGGAUUGCUCCGAAGCCACUUAACCUCUAUUCGGUUAAACAACUCCUGUGGGUUCAGCUUCCCUCUCUCUCGUAGGAGGAAUAACAAGAGUUUUUCUAAAUUCCUUUGUUUCGCCGUUGAUGACGAACUCAACCUCAGUACCACUGCAACUACACUUGGCUCUGCCGUUGAAGAAAGACCCAAAAAUAAAGACAUGGUUGGUGGUAUUAGUGAAGAAGCAUUGGAAAAUUUUAAGGAAGAUGGGGAAAGAAGUGCUAUCUAUGAUUUUCUUUAUCCUAGUAAAGAGCUACUUCCUGAUGAUAAAGAGAUGACCAUCUAUGAUCACCUUGAAGAGCUGAGACAGAGAAUCUUUGUAUCAGUUAUUGGAGUUGGAGGAAGCAUUUUGGGAUGCUUUGCAUUUUCAAAAGAUUUGGUAAUGAUUCUCGAAGCUCCUGUUAAAUCAGAGGGUGUCAGAUUUCUUCAGCUAGCUCCUGGUGAAUUUUUCUUCACCACAUUAAAGGUGUCUGGAUACUGUGGCCUCCUCUUGGGAAGUCCCAUCAUUCUUUAUGAAAUCAUAGCCUUUGUAAUUCCAGGUCUAACGAAAGAUGAAAGAAAGUUUCUAGGGCCAAUUGUUUUAGGCUCAUCAGUUCUUUUCUAUGCCGGAAUAACCUUCUCCUACUUAGUUUUGGUGCCUGCGGCAUUAAAUUUCUUUGUCAAUUAUGCUGAAGGGGCUGUUGAAUCGUUGUGGUCCAUUGAUCAAUACUUUGAGUUUGUUCUGGUUCUUAUGUUCAGUACAGGAUUGUCUUUCCAGGUACCUGUUAUACAAUUUCUAUUGGGACAACUUGGAUUGGUAUCUGGAGACCGAAUGCUAUCAGUUUGGAGGUAUGUUGUGGUUGGCGCAGUAGUGGCAGCCGCUAUAGUUACACCGUCCACCGAUCCUCUCACUCAAGUUCUUCUAGCAGCACCCUUAUUGGGUCUUUACUUAGGUGGUGCAUGGAUGGUUAAACUUGCUGGACGGUAACUUUGCCCCACAGAUCACUAGAAAAGUUUCAGUCUAAGCAGAUAUUAAUGUACAUUCACACAGGAGUCUAGUGUAUAUUUUUACUCCUACCAGAGCAUUACUCUUCCUGUAUUCUAAGUGAGUUGAGUUAAACUUAUAAUUCUGUACCUAGUUAUUCCUAAAUUCCAUCAGGCCUUGUCAUUUGGAGGUAUAGUCUUUAAAAUUCGUACUUGCUGUUAUAUUUAGGAUUUGGCUUCAGUUC
This is a messenger RNA of Cicer arietinum (chickpea), 1442 nucleotides long. RefSeq names its product sec-independent protein translocase protein TATC, chloroplastic. The record is from RefSeq and is a predicted model, not a curated record. Gene Ontology annotation, molecular function: proton motive force dependent protein transmembrane transporter activity. Gene Ontology annotation, biological process: protein transport by the Tat complex; intracellular protein transmembrane transport. NCBI's taxonomy places the organism in Eukaryota, Viridiplantae, Streptophyta, Magnoliopsida, Fabales, Fabaceae. Gene Ontology annotation, cellular component: membrane; TAT protein transport complex.